CGUUCUACAGGGAGAGAAUUCAGGAUUUCAGGGGCAACUACUCUGCCAGCAAGGAGGCUCUUCCGUCUGUGACAAACCACAAUGGGUUUUGGCGAUUAUCCUGCUGAAUUUAACCCCAAAAUACAUGGACCAUAUCAUCCAGGACGCUUCUAUGGAAAAGCUGACACCCCACUUGGAGAAGUGAAGUUAGGAGAGUUUGGAAAGUGGCUGAGUCGACGAAACUACACUCCACAGGGAAUGGUAGCUUGUUGUAGCAGAGCAUACUGGCGUUGGGCAACCAAAUACCUGCUUGCCCGCAAGACAAGUGUAGCUCCACUGAUACAUUUUAGUGCAGCCCUAGCUACAGCUUAUUAUUUUCUCCAGUAUCGUUCCCACACCAACCACCGCCAUGCUAAAUACCAUUAAAGAUUGGUCUAACCAUGGGAGACAAGAUGGUGCUUUGAAGUCACUACAACGUGAUGGCUAGGCAGAACUUUUCAUAGUAUAGUACUCCUAAUCAAGUUCAUAAAGAAUAAAGUUUGGAAUGCAACAUUAACUUCCGAGUUCAUUUAUUUGGGACUAUUGCAGUUAAAUCAACAAUUGAUCCAUCAGUAAAACAGAAGAAUAUUGUGUGUAGUUUUUAGAAAACAGAUCCAGGAUGCUGCAUGGAAACCCAAUUCACAGCUGCAGUUAUAUGUUUACAAAUUAUCUCAACUGCUUCUGGACAAAAUAAAAUGUGAAAAAAAA
Molecule: messenger RNA, 726 nt
Organism: Pomacea canaliculata
Lineage: Eukaryota; Metazoa; Mollusca; Gastropoda; Architaenioglossa; Ampullariidae
Product: putative ATP synthase subunit f, mitochondrial
Exons: 4
Coding region: 82-405 (107 amino acids)
Biological process (GO): proton motive force-driven mitochondrial ATP synthesis
Molecular function (GO): proton-transporting ATP synthase activity, rotational mechanism
Source: RefSeq, a predicted model, not a curated record